Messenger RNA from Penicillium griseofulvum, 4524 nucleotides. RefSeq lists its product as uncharacterized. The record is from RefSeq and is a predicted model, not a curated record. The transcript has a single exon. The coding region runs from base 1 to 4524 and encodes 1507 amino acids. NCBI's taxonomy places the organism in Eukaryota, Fungi, Ascomycota, Eurotiomycetes, Eurotiales, Aspergillaceae.
AUGCACGAUUCUUCGAACUUAUCACAUACCAAUGGCGUCUAUGGUCGACCUUUGCGAUCCCAAAUCGCGAGACCAGUCAAUCACACUCCUAGAAGCAGAACCUCAUCAUUCUCAGAUGCCGAAGAUACUGGCCCAGUAUCAGCGCCUUCGGCUAUCAAGCGAUCUACCAGUCGUGGAAAUCGCCUGUCCAUGCUUCCGCGCCCCGGCAUUGGUAGCACAGCAUCUCCAACUACGCCAUUGUUGGCUUCCUCUUCCCGGAAUCCUUCCCAGCCAAUUCCCUCCUCGCUUUCAAGCCCGGAGAUUAAUAACCCCUCGCUUUCCGUUGCUGGACAACAAUUACCCCCGCCAAAACGAACCCGGAAUGUUCUUCGACGGAAGGCACCGACAAUAGGGAAACAUGUGGAGCAAUCGCACUCCGACAAGCUUAGCCUUGUUAUUCCACAAGAGCCCCAUUCUCUCGUUAUGAACAAUGUGUCAGGACACGGAAAUUCGUCAUCCUCAAUUUCAGCGCAAUCGGCUUCCUCUUACAAACCAGCUCACAAGAAUGACAGCAAUGUGGCGGUUAACCCGGUGAGGUCUAGGUUCAAUGGCCCGGCAGAGCUGGCAAGUCUUCGAACGACACUUGAUACGCAAAAUUUGCCAGCACCUCCCACUCCAUUUUUAUUGUCAAGCAGCCCCUCAACAAGAUACUCAGAGUCUCCGAGUAUUUGGAGUCGGGGGUCUACCCCAACAUCAUUAUCGUCAUAUUCCCCCGGCAUCACAAAGAUUGGUCGUCUAAGACAACCCAGCCCGUCCCAAACGAGAUUGCCUGUCUUUUCUCCUCCAUCGGCACAUGCAAGUCCUCAGCAAGAGCGGCUUGAGCUGAAGACUCAAAAGCGGGUACUUCCUAAGCCUUCUGCUCCAAGUUCUGGAGCAACCGGCAAAAGCCAGAGAGUACUACCAUCUAAAUCUCCCUCUACAAUACCCCGAGGUCCACCUUCCAGUCCGCCUCCAAGAAAGUCAUCGGUCAAUUUCAGCCCUCCAAAAGCCCGCGAAAUCGACGUUGAGCAGGCUAGAAGGGAGGUAGAGGAAGCCGAGAGGAGUUUGUUUGAGUCACAAAAGGCAAUGGAACGUUCACCCGCGCGGAAUGCGGAGACACCACGAACUCCACCACGACCGAGCAGAGAUGGAACGCAUCGUUUGCAGCUUGAGACAUCACCAAUUGUUCAAAGCAAUCUACGCUAUAUUAGAACAACUGGCCACACAAGACGUGAGUCGAUAGAGAAGAUCAAAGCAACCCAACGGCCACAUCCAACUCCCAAUCAAUCUGCCGCUGCAUCGAUCGAUUCGCUGCAAUCAAGAAGCAUUUCUCAAAUCCCUUCUCGGGAUGGUGGAUCUCCCAUACUAUCCAAAAAGACACCUCAGACAUUGACUAAAGUGACUUCCAACGAGAAGCCGGGUUCAAAGCCCAUGCCAACACAAAAGCGGUUUGGCCUUUUCACAAAGAAGUCCAAGCCGGAUAUGUCAGAGAAUCUAACGGAGCAAGCUCGAGCCACUCGCAAAGGCCCAGCAGCGGGAACAGGCCACGAGGGCUAUGGAAAAUACGGACAGCGCGGCCGCAAAGCAAGCGGUAGUAGCAGCAGCGGGACAAGAACCAGAUCGACAAGCACGACACGGAGCGCCACUAGCAAAGGGAGUCAAUCGAGUCGCCCGGAGUUAGACAUUGACGAUUUUCUAAUGAGCCGUCUCGAGCCUGUUAUUAUCAAUGGUGGUGGAUUAGACGGUGCAUCCUUGUCACGAACGCAAAGUGAGCAGAGUUUCAGCAGCAUCAGCGUUGCGUCGACUUCUAAUCUGCCGCGGCAAACUCUCCUGUCGUACUCAACUUCGACUGGCCAAUCUACCGAAUCCCUUGCGACUUCGACCGGCACGUUCGGUGAGACUAUUAUGCCAAGUUAUUCUAAUGACAACGGGCCGAUUGGAAGCAAGAGCUUUGAGUACAAAGUUAAUGCGAGUGAUCAUUCAAAUGCACCGAAGUCGCGCAUGCCCGUCCCAAGAGGAAAGAGACACGGAAUUUUUGCAAACCCUCAAGCUGCUGUCACAAACACGUCUCUUCCUAGCCAUGAGCCAAGCACUACCACCUCACACCAACCGAAGCGUGCCCAAAAGUCCCCCGAGAAGUCACCCAAAACCGACCAGGUUGCAAAACAAGCCAAGAAAGGAAAGACAUCCAUGUGGAACUUCUUCCAGAAGAACCGUGCCAACGAGGAGAAUAUUUCAGUCUCCCCAACGACCUCAUUCCAAACUGCGAAGCUCCAUGCGGCGAUCUCACCAGUUGUGAAUAGUCGGCCCGUUGCCCAUUAUGCCUUGGUGGAUGCUGAUUCGGACGAGCUCGAUGAAAUCAUCAACAACAUCGAAGACUCACCACCAACAGAAGAGGAAACGAUUUUCCAUCCUGUGGAAAUUCCAAGAGGCUUGAGCGUCAGAAAAAGAAAACCUUCUAUUCUAUUGCCAUCCCCGCCAAAGAUGCAUGGCGAGUUUGAAAAUGAUGAUCGCCCAUCGCCGAGGACCGCCAUGUUCAACGGUAACCUUAUGAACCCGGAGCUCGAGGUAUCACCCAAACAACGUCCAAGGCGCUUGGCCUCUAUCGGUCGGAUUCCACCGGUAGUUUCACGGCGCGAUAGACACCACCAACCCGCCAUGCAGUCUUUCUCGCGUCCGUUCAGUGUUGUCGAAUCUCCUUCCCUCACGAUUCCAACGACACAAAGCUCAUACGAAUCUCCAACUAUCGCUAAUAUUCCGUUGAAUCUGGGGAUUGGAUCGAAUGAAUCUUUUGACUGGGGCCAUGGAUUUAACCCGACCUUUAGCGCUUCUGAGCAGACCAGCGCUUUGGAGUUUCUUGCUGGACCAUUCACAACUUAUGAGUUCCUUCAAUUCCCACCGAAGAAAGGCUCAACCUCGUCCGAUAGCUCUGGGGCUCUGGCUGCCGUUACAGCCGUGGCUCCGGUUCCAGGUUCCCCGCCGACCGAAGACGAAGUGUGGAAUGAGUACGAUGAUCUUAUUGAUCAUGUUCUAUCGCCAGAUGAACCGAAGCCCGAGGAUCCCGAAAAGACCGAAGAAGAGGACAGGUUUGAACUUGCGACAGUGGCGAGCAGGGCUCUUCAGGACGGAUUGAAUAAUGCCAAUCACCCUCAGUCAAUGCCUGGUCACAAUUCAGUCCGCUCGAGUGGCAGCUCUGUUCAUCUUCGCCGCUCCCAGAUUGUCUCUGCUUUGCAAUCGUCUACCGCCCCUUCAUCUCAGCCGUCUUACAGUGAUCUUGUUGCUGGGUAUAGAGGUUUAGAUGAGGAGAAGCCCCAGCAGACGCAGAGUAUUGAUCCCACCGAGAACUCUUCAAAAGAUCAGCGACGUAAACAGCAGUCGACGUUUCUCAACUCCCUUGCUGCUGUUCCUUCACCUAGACCAAAGUUCCAUCGAGAACAAGAAGCCGCAUCUCCAGAGCGUGAGUGGGAUGCAGUAACACGGACUAACAUGCGUUCUGCUUCGCUCAUGACUAGUCGCUGGUUGUCCUUCGGUCGAGUUCUUUUCAGCCCAGCACAUAAUCACGUCAAGCCCGGAGGACACGGACGAAUUCUUGUUAUCGACGGACUGGGAAAUGACGACUGGUCUUUCUACUGUUCCUUGACGUAUCCUGAUGCCGAGGUAUACAGCCUGGGUGGACGUCCUGUAUCUACAGCACCUCCCCACCCCGCAGCAUGGCAACCCCCUACCAACCAUCACAUCGUGUAUCACGCAGGACUGGAGAACCCUCUCCCCUUCCCAAAGGACUACUUCACCGUCGCCGUUCUAAGAUUCCCCACCGCCUGCGCCGAGACCGUCCAAGGUAACAUCAUCCAAGAAUGCAAACGCGUUCUCCGCACAGGAGGGUAUCUAGAAAUGAGCCUUCUAGACCGCGACAUGGUUAACAUGGGCCCUCGCACACGCAAAGCCAUCCGCCAACUCAAAGAAAUGACCUGUCUCUCCGACUCAACCAUCAGCCUGAAACCAACCAGCGACAGCGUCCAACGCGAGCUCGGCGCCCAGGGCUUCGACAGUCUCCGUCGCUGCAUGGUUCGAAUCCCAGUCGCAGGCAUGGUCGUCCAUUCCUCAGACUCCAGCUCAUCAGCACAUUCCAUUUCAACAGCAACCCCUUCUACUGCAUUUUCGUUGCCGACCAUAUCCGUCACAACUGCAGGUGGUAGCCAGAGCACGGGAACUGACUCAAAAUCACCCAAUGAUGCAAAUAUCUCUCUCGGCGAUUUGCUCUCUGAUCCUUCCCCGUCGCCGGCAAAUGAUGAGUCAAUCGCUAAGAUCGUUGCUCGCGUCGGACGCUGGUGGUAUUCGAAAUGCUAUGAGGACCCGAUUUUCGAGAAUGGGAAUACUCAGCAUCCGAGCAUUUGGAAUGACCGCAAGGUACUCCGCGAAUGUCAGAAGCGCGGUACCGGGUUCCGCAUGUUCAUUGCAUACGCUCAGAAGCCUAGUGAGGUUCCGCGACGCACGGCUAGUGUGUAA